ACCUUUACAGCAUUAUAGAUAUUGCAUAUAAUCCUAAUGUUCUUCAGAGGGGAGAAGAAAACCCAGAAAAAAUGGAGCACUUGAUCCAUUUGACACUUAAAUUCGUUGAGGAACAAUGCAACAUUACUCUUUCUUGUGUGUACACCAUUGAAUCGUUGAAAUUGAAAGGAAGCCUGGAAACGAUGCAGAAACGACUGAAAGGAAGGCAGAUGCCAACUCCACAUCUCAGUCAAGACACAAAGAAGGAACUGACCCUCGAUCAGCUGCUACACACUAUGGAAGCUGAGGACUGCAGCAAUGCUCCAGUGCUGCUGAAGGAAGAAAGCGUCACACAGUCUAAAGUGCAUCUGAUAGAGGAAAUUGCCAGUACUGAAAUGCCAGAGAAGCUCAGUACCCCUGUCUAUGAAAUGAGCACCGUGAAGGAUGCAAACGAGAAACCUCUCAAAAUUGAACUCAAAAUCGAAUUGCCUAAGGUUAGCUCUGUUUCUGAGUGUGAUCUGAGAAUCUCAAAGGAUGACAUCCUCAUUGAAGUCCCUGAAAAAUACAAAUUACAACUAGAUCUGCCAGAAUUGGUGGAUGAAGAAACAACUACAGCAGUAUUUAACAAAGGAAAACAGAUAUUGUUUAUUACAGUGGCAGUUGCCAAGCCAGUUCCUUAA
Molecule: messenger RNA, 659 nt
Organism: Pterocles gutturalis (yellow-throated sandgrouse)
Lineage: Eukaryota; Metazoa; Chordata; Aves; Pterocliformes; Pteroclidae
Gene: PIH1D2
Product: PIH1 domain containing 2
Exons: 3
Biological process (GO): box C/D snoRNP assembly; rRNA processing
Cellular component (GO): ribonucleoprotein complex; R2TP complex; cytoplasm
Source: RefSeq, a predicted model, not a curated record